Molecule: messenger RNA, 1215 nt
Organism: Ostrea edulis (European flat oyster)
Lineage: Eukaryota; Metazoa; Mollusca; Bivalvia; Ostreida; Ostreidae
Exons: 5
Coding region: 67-1215 (382 amino acids)
Molecular function (GO): zinc ion binding
Source: RefSeq, a predicted model, not a curated record
CACAUAAGUUAUUUACAGAAACAAGUGCCUGUGCUGUACAUGCAUGUAUUAUGAUUCACUUUUGUCAUGAAUAAAUAUAUGCUAUAUCAUAUUUCAGGAGAUAAUGAAGCGGCAUGUGAUAUCAAGGCAGUUAAGAAUGGGGAACUAUUGUACCAAUCCGAGAGAGUUUUGGCAUGCUCAGUUAUCAUUGAAAAUGAUGUAUUUUUUACUGGAAUAGUCAGUGCAGCCAUGAAAAAUAAGGUCACAUACAGCUAUAAACUAAGGCUGGAGAAAGAAUCUGGAGAUGUGCUAAACUCACACUGUGAAUGCCCUGCAGGGAAAGGCCCAAAUGGUACAUGCAAGCACCUAGCUGCUUGCAUGAUUAUGCUUGAAAAUUUUAUUGAGAAUGGUGAAGUGGCGGUGCAGAAAUCAUGUACAGAAAAUUUGAUGAUGUUCAACAAGCCAAAGGCAUCCCAUAAAGGAUCUCCAGUCAAAGUUGAAAAAAUUACAAUUGGGAAGAGAAAAUCAGCGGUUCAUUUGGAUGACCCACGACCAGAAAAGUUUAGGAAUGUAGAGGGCAUGCAAGACCGGGUCAGAAACCUAUUAAUCAACUAUACAUCAAAUACUUCUGAAGACAUUGCAUUUCGUUAUCUUUAUGAGAGAGCAGAUUUGAAGUCUGCAAUUCAUGACCACCACUACUUAUCACUGCCUUUCACAGAAUACUGGGUGGAUAAAGCAUUACAGGUAACUGAAUCAGAGGUGGCAAGUAUUGAAAAAGAAACAAGGGGACAAUCUACAAAUAAGAGAUGGUUUGCAGAGAGAAUGUGGAGAAUCACAGCAUCAAAUUUUGGGCAGAUUUCAAGAAUGACAGACAGACGUAACAAACAGAAGCUUUGUAAAUCAUUGAUAUCUAUCAAGAGCCUCACCACCCCUGCAGUCACUCAUGGAAAAUCAUAUGAAAAAAAAGCAAUCAAAAAGUUUGAAGAUAACCACAACAUAAGAGUUCAUGAGAAUGGUUUAUUCAUUUGUUCAAAAAUGCCAUUUCUAGGUGCAACACCAGAUGGCGUUAUAGAUGAUAAAUAUAUAAUAGAGGUGAAAUGUCCUUAUAAAGGGCGGAAACAAGAAAUCAACACAAACACAAUGGAAUAUUUCACUUAUUUAGAGGUAGUGGGUGGGGAAAUCAAGCUGAAAUAUCUUCCAAUUACUAUGAUCAAAUUCAGGGACAACUGUAUAUAA